GGCGGGAACAAUAGAUCCAGAACAAGAAUCUCGACCAAUGAGAAAUUGAGGAAUUUAGCUUCAGCAGCUGCUGAUAUAAAAUCUGUUUAUAAAACCUAGUGCUCUCCUUUACAACGAAACCUUUUCAUUAGAAUUUCUGCAAAACAGGUGUUUUCAUCAUGAGGAUGUAUUUAGCGGCGUUCACACUGUGCCUCAGUGCAGUAUUUGCUGCACCUACUUUAGACAAGGAGUUGGACGACCAUUGGGAUCAGUGGAAGGCCUGGCACAGUAAAAAAUAUCAUGAAAAAGAGGAGGGGUGGAGGCGAAUGGUUUGGGAGAAGAACUUGAGAAAGAUCGAACUGCACAACCUCGAGCACUCCAUGGGCAAACACACUUACAGACUCGGAAUGAACCACUUUGGUGACGUGACCCACGAGGAGUUCAGGCAAGUAAUGAAUGGCUACAAGCAAAAGAAUGAAAGGACAUUCAAGGGAUCUCUCUUCAUGGAGCCCAACUUCCUGGAGGUCCCAAACAAGCUGGAUUGGAGAGAGAAGGGAUAUGUGACUCCCGUGAAAGAUCAAGGUGAAUGUGGUUCUUGCUGGGCCUUUAGCACUACUGGCGCCAUGGAGGGUCAGAUGUUCAGAAAGACAGGAAAACUGGUCUCUCUGAGUGAGCAGAAUCUGGUUGAAUGCUCCCGUCCUGAAGGCAAUGAGGGCUGCAACGGAGGUCUCAUGGACCAGGCCUUCCAGUACAUCAAGGACAACAAUGGGCUUGACUCAGAAGAAUCAUACCCUUACUUGGGAACUGAUGAUCAGCCAUGCCACUACAAUCCCAAUUUCAGUGUAGCUAAUGACACCGGAUUUGUUGACAUUCCCAGUGGAAAGGAGCAUGCUCUAAUGAAGGCUUUGGCCGCUGUGGGGCCUGUGUCUGUGGCUAUUGAUGCUGGACAUGAGUCUUUCCAGUUCUACCAGUCAGGUAUCUACUUUGAAAAAGAUUGCAGCAGCGAGGAGCUCGAUCAUGGUGUUCUUGCCAUUGGUUAUGGCUUUGACGGUGAAGAUGUUGAUGGCAAGAAGUACUGGAUUGUCAAGAACAGCUGGAGUGAGAACUGGGGUGAUAAAGGAUAUAUCUACAUGGCGAAGGACAGACACAACCACUGCGGUAUUGCUACAGCAGCUAGCUACCCACUUGUCUGAAGAAGAAUACCUCAAGUAUCAAGAAAUAGCAUCAGAAGACCAUAUUAGUGUAUCAGGAGCCUGAGUGGCUCACUGAAACCCAGUGUAGUGAAAAAGUAGUCACUUGACACAGAUGACUGUUUGUAUUGCAGUCUGAAUAAGACUGGACUGUCAGAGAAAAAACCUUAACGCUAUUGUUAUUGAGUGACACUGUUUUAGGGAAUUUUGCAAUUGUUUUUGGUUAUUUGUUGCCACUGAUUAUAGUUGAUUUUGCCUCAAUGCAUUGUAAAUACAUGUUUCUCACUGUGAGUCUAAAUGUACAAAUCUUUUAUUUCUACUACCUUUAUGAUCAAUAAAUAUAUUAAAA
Xyrauchen texanus (razorback sucker) is the source of this 1518-nucleotide messenger RNA. RefSeq names its product procathepsin L-like. Gene Ontology annotation, biological process: immune response. The record is from RefSeq and is a predicted model, not a curated record. NCBI's taxonomy places the organism in Eukaryota, Metazoa, Chordata, Actinopteri, Cypriniformes, Catostomidae. The transcript has 8 exons. The coding region runs from base 159 to 1172 and encodes 337 amino acids. Gene Ontology annotation, molecular function: cysteine-type endopeptidase activity. Gene Ontology annotation, cellular component: lysosome.